GGUGGAUACAGCUGACGAAGUAAAUUGUACAAUGUUUCAAUCGGGUACUUCGUACAGUCUACGUAAGUUUACAUGGCUGUGCCGAGCAACGACCUAUAUAAUAUGGUCAUGUAUGGCCAUGAGUUUUUACAAUAACAAACCUUCAUUCUAAAUAAAUCUCCUUCGACUUGAUUCAUAUAAAAAUGAAGACCUCCUUUUAUGCUGCAUAUUUGUUGCCGAUUCUUGGGUGCAAGGCGACCACGACCCAUGACUUUGGGAGCAUUCAAGCGUCACCAAAUCUUACUUGGACCCCCUGCUUUGAUACACUUAGUUGUGCCAAGCUGCAGGUUCCAUUGGACUACGCAAACCCCGGUCUAGGCACUACGGACAUUGCCUUUGUCAAGCUGACGGGCAAAAAUGCGACAAUCGAUUCACCCAGCAUCGUUCUUAUCCCAGGUGGGCCAGGCGGCUCUGGUAUUGACCUGCUCUUGUCUUCACAGGCGGUUGCCGCCACCGCUCUCGGCGACAACUACAGUAUCGUGUCAUUCGACCCGAGAGGUGUGAACAACAGUGGACCUAAGCUAGAUUGUUUCCAAGGCGCCGCAGAAGCAAGGCAGACCUUUCUUCGACUACACAGCACCGGCGUGACGAACCUCUCGACCAACUCUGUGCAGGACCAGUACUAUUCAGCCCAGAUAUACGGCGAUCGAUGCAACUAUGCAGUUGCCCAUGGCUCCCCGCACGGGUACUAUGUCACAACGCCAGCUGUUGCAAGGGAUUUGCUUUCCUUUGUAGAGGCUGAGGCGGUUCUGGCUGGACGUCCACCAGCCAAGGCAAAACUCUGGUCAUAUGGCGUGAGCUACGGCACUGUCAUCAGCUCUACGUUCGCCUCCAUGUUUCCGGAUCGCGUCGGACGCAUGGUUCUCGAUGGUGUGGUGGAUGCAGACCAAUAUUACCAUAAUGACUGGAGUGAUGGUAUUGACCAAAUGGACGCAGCGGUGAAGAAGUUUGCAAGCCUCUGCCAUUCAGCAGGCAAAGACAAGUGCUCCUUUUGGGGACCGACUCCUGACGAUAUCCUGAAGAGGUUGGAAAAGGCUAUUCUCAACCUACAGAGCCAUCCUAUCGCCAUCAGUGGAAUGCCCGGAGAUACUUUGCCAGCCCUUGUCACGGUGUCCGACCUCAAGGCUUUCAUACUCGCUGCACUCUACACGCCGUUACAGAAAUUCCCGAUCCUCGCUGAUGCCCUUCAUCAGCUUGAACAAGGAAAUGCAACUGCUUUGGUAGGUAGAUUUGCUGGGUUAGCUAUUACGGAUGAUCCUAGCGUCGCCAUUCGAUGCGUGGAUUCCUAUCGACGAAACAGCCUAUCUACUGUUGACGGGUUUAGACGGGCUGUGGAAAAGGCCAUCUCGAGAAGCAAAUACCUUGGCGAUUUAUGGAUUCCUGAUGUGGAAUCGGUAUUGUGCUGGUCUCUAAAGCCCGAGCUACCGGACAGCUUGGUUGUCAAAGAUACAAUCGGUGGCAGACAGAGAAAGACGGCGUUCCCGAUAUUAUUUACAAGCAAUACGAUCGAUCCCGUCACCCCGUUGAAGUCGGCGCGCGCGAUGCACUCUCGUUUUCCUGGGUCAUCCCUGCUUCAGCAAGAGGCCAUCGGUCACGUGGUCCUAAGUCAGGGUGGUUCUGUUUGCUAUAUGCAGCAUAUUCAGGCAUAUUUUGCAGGUGUUGUGCCCCCAGCCAACACCACAUGCCCUCAGCAGUUUGUUCCGUUUGUGAACCACUCCCCAGUGUAGUCUUUCGGUUCUGUUUAUUAUGUUGCUAGAAUGUUCAUUGCUAUAAGUAACAUGUAGACUUAUCAUUUGCUAUCGUCAGUAGAGCUAUCAUCUAUCAUCAAUUAUAGAAUCCGUAUUCUAUCGCAGCAGGAAUCCCGGGUGCAAUUCAUCUGCAUCAUCAAUGUAAAACUUCAUUUCUCCAACUAGGCUAGCUCGGCCUCUAACAAUGGGGAUCACAGCUGGGAAUUCUCCCGGUCCCUGGACCAGCUCCUGGACGGUUGCCUCAAAUGAUGACCCAAUGAUGGACUGGUUGACGAGCUUGCCCUGCGUAUCGAGCCUCUUUUGCGCUAACAAGACUGCCAGACGCGCACAGCUUCCCGAGCCGCAAGGAGAUCUAUCAAUCUGGCCAUCGGCAAACACCGUGACAUUUCGUUGGGUCACUAUGCCUUGCUCGCUAGCAAUAUCGUCGAAGAAUAUAACGCCGUAGCAAUCAUACUUGCCGUAGUGGGCUCGCUCACCAAGCGCUACCUUGAUUUCCCGCGCAUACUGGAUGAAGCGGGCGACAUUGCAAGGCUUGACUUCCAAGCCUACCUGUGCAGCGUCCAACGUGGCAUACACUGCACCGCCAAAGGUUAAAUCCACGCUUAGUUCCGUACCAAACGACGGUAUAGUCGUGGGCAAACCCUUGGAAAGCUGGUAACUAGUGACGUUGAUAAAGUCUGCAUGGACGGCUUUGCCCUUCUCAACGCCCAUGCGAGCAACAACCCUGCCAGACGGACAAUCGACAACCACAUCGACCUGCCCAUUUUCAGGGGCCUUGAGCUUUCCUGUGUGCAGCGCCCAGUAUCCAAGAGCUAUGGUUCCAUGACCACACGCCGUGGAGAAGCCAUCCUUGUGCCAGAAGAGAACUCCAAACAAUGCACCAUCGUCGUUUGGCGGGGUGAUGAAACCGCCGUACAUGUCGGCAUGGCCACGGGGUUCAUGGCAUAGAGAGCGACGGAGCUGAUCCAGCGGGUGGUUUGGCGUGGCCAAGAUGUCAAACCGCCGCUGAGCUACAGUGGAGGAUGACGGUAGUGCAUCGUCGGGCAGCGUUGGGACAAUACGGAAUGGUUCUCCGGCUGUAUGCCAGUCAUGCGUCUCGAUCCAAAUUGGCUGCGACAUUUGUUCGGUUUAAUAAAAAUUGCGAUGUUGGUGAAGAAGAUGAAGCAGAUUUCGUUGUUCUCCCAAUGCCGAUGUCGGCUAGUUUGCGGGGUGAGCUUGAGCUUCAGCUGUCAGACUGUAAUUAAGCAUGUCAGCACUUGUGAUUUCUGAUGACUUGUGAACCGCACAGAGUUGUCCACGUAUUUUUGCUCUUUAUUUUUGUUCAUUUUGUGCAACAGCUUUCUUUAUGCCUAGGAAACCAACCGAAGUGUAUCAUGCUAGGCAUACUUGUAUUAUAUAAAAAGAGAGGCAGACCAAGUGUUACUGGACAGCCGACUACAAACCUUCUACUGUAAGCACGACAAAAGCUUGCCUACAACAACCAGGGCUGUUGUCCAACGAACUCGUGCAUGCAUCCAACCACAUAGCCGAACUGCGCUUCGCCUUACCG
Molecule: messenger RNA, 3336 nt
Organism: [Torrubiella] hemipterigena
Lineage: Eukaryota; Fungi; Ascomycota; Sordariomycetes; Hypocreales; Clavicipitaceae
Source: the annotation of a GenBank genome assembly